This is a messenger RNA of Saccharomycopsis crataegensis, 993 nucleotides long. It is a transcript of the gene GLO1, whose product is annotated as lactoylglutathione lyase GLO1. The record is from RefSeq and is a predicted model, not a curated record. Lineage: Eukaryota; Fungi; Ascomycota; Saccharomycetes; Ascoideales; Saccharomycopsidaceae. Gene Ontology annotation, molecular function: lactoylglutathione lyase activity; metal ion binding. Bases 1 to 993 code for a protein of 330 amino acids. The transcript has a single exon.
AUGGUGUCUUUCGAUCCUUCCCUUACCUUCAACCAUACCUGUCUCAGGGUUAAAGACCCUAAGGUCAGUAUCGAGUUCUACGUCAAGAACUUUGGCCUCGAAUUGUUGAAGAAGCUCGAUUUCCCAGAAAAGAAGUUUACUCUUUACAUUUUGGCCCUCAAUUACCCAGGAAACAAGGGCUACAACAAGAAUUGGGCUGAGAGAGAAGGGGUAUUGGAACUCUGCCACAAUUACGGCUCAGAAUCCGACCCUAACUUCAAGAUCAACAAUGGUAAUGCCGAUCCUCACAGAGGGUUUGGCCACAUUUGCUUUACUGUCGACAACAUCAACGCUUGCUGUGAUGCCUUGGAGUCUUCUGGGGUUAGUUUCAAAAAGAAGUUGACCGAUGGUAGACAAAAGGAUAUUGCUUUUGUUCUUGAUCCAGAUGGAUACUGGGUGGAAUUGAUCAACAACAAGGCUAUCCAACCGGUGGAAUACAAGACCGAAAUUUCCACUUACAAAUUCAACCAUACCAUGAUUAGAGUCAAAGAUGCCAAAAAAUCCUUAGAUUUCUACCAAAACGUUUUGGGGAUGUCUCUUGUUGACACUUUGGAAUUCCCUGCUGCGAAAUUCACUUUGUACUUUUUGGGUUACGAAUUUGACGACCAUAGUAAAGGUAAACAUUUCUCCAGCAGACAAUCGCUUUUGGAAUUGACUCACAACUGGGGUACUGAGGACGAUCCUGAUUUCUCUUAUCAUAACGGUAAUGACGAACCAGCCGGGUACGGUCACAUUGGGGUUUCUGUCAAGGAUCCUGCCAGCAUGUGUAAGCAAAUCGAAGAAGAAUACCCAGAAGUUCAAUGGGUGGCCAAAUAUGGUUCAUUUUUCUUGAACAAUAUUGCUUUUGUUAAAGAUCCAGAUAACUACUGGAUCGAAAUUCUCCCACUGAACUUAAUGGCAGAAACUCACGAUUGCCCGGGUUGUAGUGGUGAAUUGAAAGAUGAAAACAAAUAA